GGAGGAGCUUGUGGGGUGUGGGACUCCAGACAAAGGAGACAUAUACUCACUGAUACUGGACCCCUGGAGCAAAAAGAGAGGCACAGGAGACGAUCCUCAACUCCUGGAUGCCUUUUUUGUGUUUUGGAAAACGUUGCUUUCGGUGUUUGUCAGCUGUAUGGAUUCCUUUGUGAGAGUCGGGAUGUUUGUGCUGCAGCAGUCGUUGCCAUAUGCUGUCUGUAGCGUCUAGAAGUGUGUGGGUUAGUAUGUUUGAGAUGGAAAAGUGGGGCUGGCACAACCAACACCUCUUCUCUUAGCUUUACGCCAUGGGGGGUUGCCAUAGCUACCCCUCAGCUACGAAAAUAGACACUCAGACUCUUAAGCUUUCUGACAGCAGCAGAGAAAAACUGGGAAUUAAUAACAAUAACCUGGAGGAGCGUCCGUAUCUGCAGCAGCAGUUUGUGUGCCAGCAGAUCCCACACACAGACAUGUUAUCCCUCACCGUACUGCCGCCUGGCGUCGACCAGGCCGAGUGGCUGGCCAGCAACACUGUGGCAUUUUUCAAGCAUAUAAACCUUUUCUCCAGUGCACUGUCUGAGUUCUGCACUCCCAGCUCCUGCCCAACUGCCUGCGGACCAGACAACACGGUUUAUGUUUGGACCGAUGACCACGGCAGAAAGCUGAAGUGCUCUGCACCACUUUACUUUGACUAUGCCAUGUCAUACAUUCAAGAGCUCCUGACUGAUGAGGAUGUGUUCCCCACUCAAACAGGUUCAGUGUUUCCAGCCGGCUUCGUCUUUCUGGUCCAGAAGGUGUUUUUGCUGUUUUUCAGAACUCUGGCUCACAUUUACUGGUGUCAUUAUAGAGAGACACUGGCGCUGGGCCUGCACCCACACCUCAACACACUCUUUGCACACCUCACGCUUUUCUGCCAGCAGCAUGCCCUGUUGGAGCCGGAGGACACUGAGCCAAUGCAGGACCUCAUCACAGCUCUGGGGCAGCAGAGCUAAACCUAAAGAGCAAACAGACAUUUUCAUCACACACCUACAUACUUGAUAUAUCUUGUUACAAAGCUGCAUGGUGUCUCUCACAACUCUGGGCCAAACUCAAACUUCACAGUAUAGAUUUUUAUUUUUAUUUUAUUGUUUUUAAGUGUGUAAGUUUAAAAUAGAUAUUGAAAUACUGUUAAUGAACAGUAUUUGGGAGAAUGAAGGAGUCGGUUCUGCUUAAAAAAAAUCUAAAUCUGCAUGUCAGACCAGAAAAAAAGAGUAUCUUGCUGCAGUUGUAUAUAUAUGUAGUCAGCUAUCGUGAUACUGUGUGACUCUGUGAUAUUACAUUUUACUGUAUUUUAACAUGUUGCAUUAUUAUAUUUUGUUCAGGUUAAGAUCUUCAAGGCCAUUCAUGUCUUCCUCAUAGGUGUUAACGCAGUAACACAAAACAACAAAUCGUCCAUUCCACAGUCAAUUUAAACAAAAUGUGGAAUCCUUACAUUUUUUACUUUUGCAAAAAUACAUCAGGGUGACGUGUUUAUACAAAUGUGAUUACAUUAACGUGGCUGUAUCUAUGUGGAAUGACAGCCUAUCUCCAAAUCUGCAUUAUGUAAAGUUCUGUGCUCUGUACUAAACUUUUAUGACAGACCAUUUGCUGUAUGAAUGUGUAUAUAUCUAUCAAAUAACAACAUUUACUUUGAUGUGCUGCAACUAUCGCAUGUGUUUUUUAUCUCGGUCUGGCAGUAACUGCUGGUGCUGUAAAUUCAGCAUGUCUUUGGUUUGAGAGCAGCACCACCUGCUGCCAGCACAGGACAGCUGCAUCUAUCAUCUGUUUUAACCUUAACUGACAGCUAUAGCACAGUCUGUAGGCAUGGUGCUGGGUGUAUUGGCUGCAGCCUAUUGGAUUUGAAAUAAAACAAUAUCAAUCCAGGUAAAGUGA
Messenger RNA from Pseudoliparis swirei, 1908 nucleotides. Its product is annotated as MOB kinase activator 2. Lineage: Eukaryota; Metazoa; Chordata; Actinopteri; Perciformes; Liparidae. Gene Ontology annotation, cellular component: cytoplasm; nucleus. The record is from RefSeq and is a predicted model, not a curated record. The transcript has 5 exons. The coding region runs from base 306 to 989 and encodes 227 amino acids. Gene Ontology annotation, biological process: positive regulation of protein phosphorylation; signal transduction. Gene Ontology annotation, molecular function: protein kinase activator activity.